AUGACGGCAGAACAGACCCCCAACAAAGCGACCAUUCAGGUGCCGCUGCUGCUGCCCAUCAACGUGAAACUGCUGCCCGAAAAACACGAAAAACCCAUGCCCUCCCACGCCUCAAGGGCUCCCGAUGCCCAUACCAUGGAGAUGAAGAACCGCUUCUACUCCCACAAGUUCUGGCCCAUCCUCUCCAAGCGCUUCUACUACCUCCAGGAGAUCGAGAUCUUCAAGGGCAUGGUCAGAGGAAAGGGCAACCUACGAGACAUUUCGCUGUGGCUCGCUGCCAAUAUAGACUUACCGGCCCGUUUGGCCCAGCAUGAUAGAGAGAUAGAAGAAAGGCGGAAAGCCGAGGAGGAGAAGAAGGAGGUACGCGUGGAAAUGCCACAUCAGACGCCCGUCUUGGAACACAAGGGCUACGAGGAGGAGGACGCCUCCCCGGUGAAAAGAGGCACGGCAAGACAGAAGAGACCCCAACUCACAGAGGUCAAGCCAGAUAUCUCCAGCACCAAGAUCGAGCUCCAGAAACCCAAGGUGUCGAUUUUGGAGAAGUACAGGCAGAACCAGGCGCCCGCCCAGCAGCCGCGUAUCGACUACUUGUUUCAGAAAUCGUUUGGCCUGGCUCCUCAGAAACGAAGAAGGCUUGUUCGGGCCGACAACGCUGAACUUUCGGCUUCUUCCGCUGAACUGACGCCGGGUCCUUCUUUGAAGCCGGGCGCCUUGACGGCUGCCUUCAGCCACAACGAAGAUGUGCCCAGAAUCAAGCCUUCCUUUGAGAAUGGCCAUGAUUUGGACGAACUAGAACAGAAGAUUAGACAAAACAGGAAGAAGAGCAAACAGGCAGUUGUUGUGGACAGCGACGCCGAUCUCGAGGAGGAAGAGGACUACAGUGAUGAUAUGUCGCAGGAGGACAACGACAGUGCCUUCAACUCUGGCCUCACCUCCAUCGACGGUCAGAUCUUGGAGUUCCUCAAUAAUGCGCCACAGGAGGAUAUUAUUGAGAUUUGUAAUAUCCAGCCCAAGAUCGCCGAACUCUUGAUUUCCAAAAGACCGUACCAUUCGAUUUACCAGAUCUCCGAGGACCGUUUUGACGAAGCCACUCCAGAGCCAGAGACAAAGGUCAGAAGACGUGGUGGUCAGAGAAAGGCAACAGGCCUCAAGAUCGUGGAGAGCACAGAGUUUAGUCUUAAGGGCUACAAGGCCGUGGACUCCUUGAUCAAAAAGUGUUCUGACUACGGAAACUUGAUUUCCCGCCAAAUGGACAGAUGGGGUGUCAAGGUCACUGGUGAGGGUGAACUCAGCAUGGUUGAGCUUUCUGGUGAAACCAAGGACGAAGAAGAUGACGAUGUUGGGGCCAAGGGCCGCAGCAUGCCAUACAUCAAGCAUAAGCCUACGCUUCUUGCUGAAGAAGUGGAGCUCAAGACAUAUCAGCAAGUUGGCAUUAACUGGCUCAAUUUGCUUUAUCAAAAUAGACUUUCGUGCAUUCUCGCUGACGAGAUGGGUUUGGGUAAGACCUGUCAAGUUAUUGCAUUCAUGGCUCAUUUGAAGGCCACUUCCGAGAAAGGCAGCGCCCAUCUUGUGGUGGUGCCUUCAUCAACAUUGGAGAACUGGCUUCGUGAGUUCCACAAAUUCUGUCCAUCAUUGGUUGUCCAGGCAUACUACGGAUCUCAAGCAGAACGUGAAGAUUUACGUUACGAGCUUGCCGAAUCCGAAUACGAUGUCUUGGUCACAACAUACAAUUUGGCCACCGGCUCGCCUCCAGAUUUCAAGUUCUUGAAGAACCACAAAUUUGAUAUGAUUGUUUACGACGAGGGCCACAUGUUGAAGAACUCCAGCAGUGAAAGAUACAACAAGCUCAUGAGACUCAAGGCUAAUUAUAGAUUGCUUCUUACCGGAACGCCGUUGCAGAAUAACUUGAAGGAGCUUGUAUCUCUUUUGGCUUUCAUGCUUCCAAACUUGUUUGUUGAGAAGAGGGAGGACUUGCAAGGUCUUUUCAAUAAGAAAGCCAGUGUGGAUGCCACCUCUGACGACUACAACCCACUUAUGUCUCAGCAAGCCAUCAACAAGGCGAAAACGAUGAUGACUCCGUUUGUUUUGAGAAGAAAAAAGGCCCAGGUGCUUAAAUAUCUUCCCGGAAAGAGCCAUGAGGUUGUCAAGUGUCCAUUGACGACUGUUCAAAGAGAAAUUUAUGACAGUUUUAUUCGCCAAGGUAAGGAGGCCAGAGCCGAAAGAGAGAGAAGGAAGAAGCUUACAGGUAAAGAGGCUGAUGCCGCUAGAUCGAGUCCAACGGCGUCUUCAUCGAACGUCAUGAUGUCGUUGAGAAAGGCAUCCAUGCAUCCUCUUUUAUUCAGAAGACAGUAUAAAGACGAGAUGUUGGAGGAGAUGGCUACGAAAAUCAUGAAGGAGCCAGACUAUGUUGCCGCUAACAAGGACUACAUUGUUGAGGAUAUGCUGGUAAUGAGCGACUACGAGCUCAAUGGUCUUUGUGAAAAGUUCCCCAAGUCGCUUGGAUCUUACAUUCUAGAGGAGGCCAAAUGGUUUGAGAGUGGAAAAGUGGCUGAACUUUUGAAGAUCUUGAAACAAGUGGUUGAGAAGAAGAAGGUUCUCGUCUUCUCGUUGUUCACGCAAAUGCUUGAUAUCCUCGAAAAGAUUCUAAGCUUCUCCAACAUCACGUUCGUUAGACUUGACGGUCAGACCAGCGUUGAAACCAGACAAGACAUUAUUGACCGUUUCUACGAGGACGAUACCAUUCCUGUCUUUUUACUUUCUACAAAAGCAGGAGGUUUUGGUAUCAACUUGGUUGCCGCCAACAAUGUCGUCAUCUUCGACCAAUCGUUCAACCCUCAUGACGACAAGCAAGCGGAGGACAGGGCUCAUCGUGUUGGUCAGACAAGUGAAGUGCUCGUGACCAAGCUUAUCUCAGAACACACUAUAGACGAGAAUAUUUUGAUGCUUGCAGAAAACAAGCUUCAGCUUGAUCAAUCGAUCAGCAGUGAAGGAAACGAAGCUAAGAUUGAAGAAAAAGCAGCUUCGAUGUUUGAAAAGAUCCUCUUUGGCGAGUAA
Messenger RNA from Candidozyma duobushaemuli, 3054 nucleotides. RefSeq names its product DNA-dependent ATPase. Gene Ontology annotation, molecular function: ATP binding; DNA binding; chromatin binding. Bases 1 to 3054 code for a protein of 1017 amino acids. The record is from RefSeq and is a predicted model, not a curated record. Gene Ontology annotation, cellular component: nucleus. The transcript has a single exon. Lineage: Eukaryota; Fungi; Ascomycota; Pichiomycetes; Serinales; Metschnikowiaceae.